AAUGCGCGUGGAAGCGAGAAGGCCAUCACAGAGGAAGCAAAUAAACUGCUCAGCAUCAGCCAACGAGGGUUGGGUUGGGGUUUAUGUCCCUUCGUAUAUAUAGCAGUUGUCAAGAUCAGUUUUGUCCUUGUUGUUUUCUUGACGUGCGGUGGGUGUAGGGCACAGAAUAGGUUGUCGCGGUUGCGCGCAAACGUGAAACUGAACAUACAGGAAUCAGACGUCUGAGGGAGAGUUUGCGGUUUUGAAAAUCUUAUAAAUUGGCUCCAGUCAAUACAGGUUUAUUGUUUGAAGUGUUACAUCUGGAGUGCCAAAGAUGGAAGGGAUACUGAUUUUUGACCACAAUAACGAUUUGAUUUAUCAAAAUUUCAACGAUGGAAUGCGUGCCAAGAUGUCCAGACAUGCAAUGGAUCUCGGUUUGAUGGAGGACGGUAAAAAUGAUCCGCGGAAGGACAUCGACAAUAAUGUGCUGAUUCAAAUCUUCAGUCCGCUGGUGGCCUCCCAGCGAAUUAUGAUGUGCCAAUUUGAUAACGCAUACACUUCGGUGCAGAUGGAAAACAACUUGAACUUAGUCUUCGAUGAGUUUUUGGGUUAUCUAUUUCUGCAAAUAAGCACUAAAGAGGUGGACCAAGUCAGGCGGGAAUUGGGAGUUUGCAUUUGCCUGUUAAAGCACAUUUGUGGACCUAGCAUAUACAUAAUCAAAAACAGUAUUGAGAAGACAAAAACUCUUACUAGUUUGAUUAGCACUUAUCGGAAAAUGUAUCAAGCAAACCAAGGAAUAUUAGUGGAAGCCAUCGAGCAACUAUUGGUCAAUGCGGACAUGAAGAAUACAGUGGUGACAUCGCUACAAGCCGCUACGGAAAAACUAAAACAGGACCCCCACUCUCAACGAAGCCAUUCCAUCAUGUUUGUGGGCAACAAGUUCCUUUCUUUGUACAGCAGCCGACAAGCGCAAGAGUUAUCCCCUGCCGAUAUGUUGUUCCUGAACAUCUUUUGUCAGACGAUGGAUCGAGGAGAGCAUUCCAAGCGGAUAGAGUCCCACGUGGUUUUCCUCCAGGGAUGCGCAAAUCAAACGACUUCGGGAUGCAUCCCUCACAUUGUCCACGUAUCCAAACUGUUCGAUGAUGUCUUCUUAGUGCUACUGAUUGAGCACGGCAAUAUCGUCUUGUCGGGAAAUUUGUACGAUGUAUUCUUUUCGUUGCAUAAGCUACAAAGCAUUCAUAUGCAGAUGGAUGUCGAGAACAUACGGUCCGCGUUCGACAACUUGGAGAUGUAUGUGAAACACACCGCGGAUUCCCUUCGCAAGAUCAAACACAACAGUCCCGAAGCGGACGAAGUCGUUCGUGUUUUCAGUUUGAAAUGGGACAAUAUCCGCAAGCGUUACUUUGAGUACUUCAAGGCUUCCGACAGUGCACUUCUGGUGAAAAUCGAAAGCAAUAUGCCCAUGUUCGUGGACGCAGUGAAGGAUAUGUUCAAAAUGUUGUGCGCUGAGUGCAGCACAUUGGAGCAUGGACUGCAAAGGGUUUCCGACAUUGCCGAUAUGGUGGAGGAGAAGCUGACAGAGGUGUUCAACUUUCUGCAGGUCAAAUCACAGAAGAACUUCUGCAUGGGAUCGUAUUUGGAAGAUUUUCCAGGGUUAGUGCAUUUUAUACACAUCGAUAGGAACAAUGGCCGAAUAGUAGCACCUGGGUUAGAUUUAGAAGAUCCCACAAAUGUUUUGAAGGAAAGGAUUUGGUCCAUGGUGGAGCUUUCGCGAACUUAUCUGCACAAAGGUCACAUGUCGAUGAUCUGGAAGGACGUUACGUUCAGCUACGGUUAUUUUCUUUGGUUCGAGGACGCUAACGGGACUGCGCUGAAGCCGAAGGAGUUUCCUGACUUCUCCACAAUCUCAACGAAACCGCAGCUGAUAGCGGGAAUACUGUCCGGAGACUACUAUCAGCGCCUGAUAGAGACAUGUUUCCCAAGAACUGCGCCGAGCAAGAUUCGCUGCUACGAGCUAUACUGCGUACACCUGGGAUUGGUUACGUCCACGAAUGUGCUGGAGCACUGCAGACGGCUAGCAGUGACGAUUACCGAUCUUACAGGGAAACCGUUCGACAUAAUAUGCUGCUGUACUGCACCGCAUUCUCCUGUUGCCUAUUGUGAGCAGAACUCAAACACGUCAAAGCAAGAAGAAGCUCUCCUCGAAGAAAUCAACAAACAAUUUUCAAUAGUAGAAUUAUUCCCAUGAUAACUAACUAGGGUUCGUAAACGUUUGAUUCAAAACGGAUUAAUAGACAACGUUGAAUCCGUCAUCUUAUUAUACUGUUUGUACGUACCUACAUUCAAUUUGGUAUUUGUCAAUGACCUAUUGGAUAUUCUUAUGCAUACAAAAAUUAGAUAAAUAUGUUCCACAUCAGUUUAGUUAAGUUCUAUUGGAAAAGUACUUAAAUCCCAUAAUAAAAGAUAUAUACGCAUUUUAAAGUGUAAAAUAUUGAAAUUGUGAAUGUGAUAUUUUUUAAUCAUUUUUCGUUUAAGUGACAAAAAAACCUGAUAAUAAAAGUAAUAAUUUUAA
Molecule: messenger RNA, 2551 nt
Organism: Armigeres subalbatus
Lineage: Eukaryota; Metazoa; Arthropoda; Insecta; Diptera; Culicidae
Gene: HPS1
Product: BLOC-3 complex member HPS1
Exons: 8
Coding region: 314-2227 (637 amino acids)
Biological process (GO): vesicle-mediated transport
Cellular component (GO): BLOC-3 complex
Molecular function (GO): guanyl-nucleotide exchange factor activity
Source: RefSeq, a predicted model, not a curated record